This is a messenger RNA of Scleropages formosus (Asian bonytongue), 4167 nucleotides long. Its product is annotated as serine/threonine-protein kinase 38-like. The coding region runs from base 302 to 1696 and encodes 464 amino acids. Gene Ontology annotation, molecular function: protein serine/threonine kinase activity; ATP binding. Gene Ontology annotation, biological process: protein phosphorylation. The transcript has 14 exons. The record is from RefSeq and is a predicted model, not a curated record. NCBI's taxonomy places the organism in Eukaryota, Metazoa, Chordata, Actinopteri, Osteoglossiformes, Osteoglossidae.
UUGUGACUAGAGAAGGCAGGACGAAGGGGCUGGCUCUGUGAGGAACAAUGGUAAACACAAAGUUUCCUUAAUAUCGAUGACAGAUGCAGAGGUAGAUUUAAACGGACAUCCACGGAAGAUUAAGCAGAAGGGACGCUGAGUACCCGCAAGUGUGUGAAGUGGUAAAAUUAUUAUUUGCCAGUUACUAGUUAGUGUAUUUCGUGAAUUUUAAUUUAAACUAAGCCGUUCAUACACUCGAUACUGCAGCACGAACCGAACAGAAGUAAGAUUACAGACAUCGAGUCUGGCCACGCUGGUUAGCAUGGCUGUUACUGGGGGGACGGCAGCUUCCCUCCCAAUGAGCAACCACACACGGGAGAGGGUAACCGUGGCCAAAUUGACCCUGGAGAACUUCUACAGCACGUUACUCACGCAGCAUGAAGAGCGUGAGAUGAGGCAGAAAAAGUUAGAGCAAGUUAUGGAUGAGGAGGGUCUACAGGAUGAAGAAAAGAUAAUGCGUCGCUCCCAGCAUGCCCGCAAGGAGACAGAGUUUCUGCGGCUCAAACGCACUCGACUGGGGCUGGAUGACUUUGAAUCCCUCAAGGUCAUUGGAAGGGGGGCCUUUGGAGAGGUGCGCUUGGUGCAGAAGAAGGACACGGGCCACAUCUAUGCCAUGAAGAUACUAAGGAAGGCAGACAUGCUGGAGAAAGAGCAGGUGGCUCACAUUCGUGCCGAGAGGGACAUCCUUGUGGAGGCAGAUGGAGCCUGGGUUGUGAAGAUGUUUUACAGCUUUCAAGACAAGCGGAACCUCUAUCUCAUUAUGGAGUUCCUGCCUGGAGGUGAUAUGAUGACCCUUCUAAUGAAGAAAGAUACUUUGUCUGAGGAGGCUACUCAGUUCUACAUUGCUGAGACUGUGUUGGCCAUUGACUCCAUCCACCAGUUGGGCUUCAUCCACAGAGAUAUCAAGCCUGACAACCUGCUGCUUGACUCUAGGGGUCACGUGAAGCUUUCAGACUUCGGCUUGUGCACAGGACUGAAGAAAGCGCAUCGAACUGAAUUCUACCGGAACCUCACUCACAAUCCGCCCAGCGACUUCUCCUUCCAAAACAUGAACUCCAAGCGAAAGGCAGAAACAUGGAAGAAGAACCGAAGGCAAUUGGCGUACUCCACCGUGGGCACUCCAGACUACAUAGCUCCAGAGGUGUUCAUGCAGACCGGCUACAACAAGCUGUGUGACUGGUGGUCUCUGGGAGUCAUCAUGUACGAAAUGUUAAUCGGUUACCCUCCUUUCUGCUCUGAAACACCUCAGGAAACUUACAGGAAAGUCAUGAACUGGAAGGAGACACUUGUGUUCCCCCCUGAAGUGCCCAUCUCAGAGAAGGCAAAGGACUUGAUCUUAAGGUACUGCACUGAUGCUGAGAAUCGAAUUGGAGCUGGGAGCGUAGAGGAAAUAAAGAGCCAUCCCUUCUUCGAGUCAGUGGACUGGGAGCACAUCAGGGAGAGACCAGCUGCAAUUUCAAUUGAAGUCAAAAGCAUUGAUGAUACUUCAAACUUCGAUGACUUUCCGGAGUCCGAUAUCCUUCAGCCAGUAACAAAUGCCACAGAGCCAGACUACAAGUCCAAGGAUUGGGUUUUCCUAAAUUACACCUACAAGAGGUUUGAGGGCCUAACCCAACGGGGAACCAUCCCCACAUACAUGAAAGCAGGGAAGGCAUGACUGAUUGCCGUUGAAUAGAUGGAACGGAGGGGUAUGGACCUGAACUGGGCUAAGACCAUAGAGGACAAACAUACAGACCAUCGGCAUGGUGUAAGGACUCCUGGGUAGAAACAUGAGCUAUACCAUGUUUUACGCAGGUUUGAAACACACGGACUGUACCACCUGUUGGGGAGUACAGGUGCAACAGCUCCUCUGUUUCCCUGCAAUGUUAGGAAAUGUGGAUGAAGGACAGUGAGCAGCUGCCGCUUGCACCGUGUCUCUCACCUUAACAUCCCUCUGCCACCAAAUUCAAACGCACCCAAGGCAACCCCACUUACGUGCAUAGUUCUUCUACACUGAGAUGAACGGUACCUCAGACGCUAUCAGGCACUUAUUUACAUAUCCUUUGGGUGUCAUUAUUUUUGUCUAAAUUUUGGUUUUGUAAAGUGGUGUUUUGAUUCUCUCCAUUUAAUUAUCUGAAGUGGAGGCAGCUCCUCUUGGACAUGGGAGUAGAAGAGCCUAGUGCUGUAUAGAAAACAGUGCCAUGGGAGAAGGGGAAUGUUCCAGAAGGCAUGGUCUCUGUUGCCUCUUAACUAGUUAGAGCUGAAAUCAAAGAGACCUGAGUCAUGUGACAAAAGGAGAAGUUAUUUGUGGAUAAUGUCUAAAAUGGAAAACUCGAGUUGUGUUGUGUUUUGUGUUGCCUUGGGGAUGUAGAGACUUGACUUUCCAGAAAUGUCCUCAGAACAUCUGAAGGUGACUAAAUACAGAGACCAUACCUGCUUUGUUAUUCAGGUGUGCUAAUUAAAAUCGUAAAACCUGAAUAAAAAAAGUCUUAACACUUUUUGCCUUCUGCUUUUCCUAAAGCAAGAUAUGCAGGAAAACAAUCCCUCAUUUUCUGCCCCUAUGAGAGCAUUAACGAAAGAAAAGUGAACUAAGCGGACAUCUGCAAAACCCUUAAUACGAAUAUGUUUUAACUAAUAUGCGUUAAGCCCUUUCAGUACAAUAUCAGAAGCUAAAAAAAUGUAAAUCUGUACUCUCCAGUUCACUGAAGGCAAUACAACUUAUUUGACAUUAAAACUUUGAUAUUCACUUCUUUUUAUUUAGUGUGCUGGGUUGCCACAGAAUGUAAAAGGGAUAAACUCAGUAAAAGUAAGAACAGCAUCUCCACUCUCCAGAAGAAGGAAGUAACUGGGAGAGUAUGAAGGCAGGUCCUGUGUAUGACACUGUGUGAAUUCUUACAUAAGGGUUUUGUGCGUUCAGUAGGGAUAUGUACUGUAUACCUCAAAAUUAUCCCAUGUACCAUGAACUCAUACAAAAACUGUUCCGUUUCCUUUGACAUUAUUCAGGCUGUUACGUGCAAUGUCUGCUGUAUUAGUACUUACUACUUUGCAUGGGCUAAUGUCUUAAAGGUGUUUUUGCUAGCUCUGCAGUUAAAAUAUUUUGUUAGCAAGUCUGGUCAAGAGACUGAAACCUAAUAAACGUAUUAGUGUUAGUUUAUUGGGGACAGAUUGGCACAUUUUCACUGCACUGAAUAAUAAUGUGUACAUCGGGAAAGAGAGAGUUCUGUCACACUACUACUAUGGAAGCGCCAAUCCUCAGUUUGAUUAAACUGCCUGGCUUCCAGCGUAACGGUCACAUGUACUGUGCUGGAUGCCAUGGAGUUGCCUGAUUUCUGGUGCAUCGUUCACAGGUGUCAGUGCUCAGACUGAUGAGCUGCCUGAAUGGAACGUGGUAUCAGUACACAAUACUACUGCGCUGUCUCAUUUCACCGCCCUGCAUUCAUGCACAUAGCUUCAUUCUGAGAAAUAUGUCUCAAAGACUGCUGCUACAGCGAUAAUUUCUAGUGUUUUGUAAUGCACUUUGAGAUGGGGGAAAAAAAUAUGUAUUUUGUAACUAUUAGAACUACAUUCAUAACCCCCACCAAUGAUCCAUAAACAGUCUGAAUGGUUUACUAUAUAAGGAACAGAAAGCUAUCUGGCAAAAAGCAAUUUUGCAUCACGUGUAACCUUGGCAACAUAAAACUUGAUAACGUGGCUUUGUAAUAAAUAUUGACAAGGUCUGCUUAAGUUACCUUAAUUUAUACAAUUUCAGAUAGUGGACAAGUUGCUGUAUAUAAUAAAUACAAGGAAACAAUUUACCUUAUUAGAUCUGGUGUCUGCUGUUAUAACCAUAAAAACAUAUUUGGUUCCAUAUUACUGCUGCUGUUGUAAAGCUGUGACAAGGAAAGAUGCACAUAUAGAAUUAAAAGUACUGUUAUCCUAAAGACCUGUGUUUUGAAAUCUAACUGAACAAUCAAUCAGAAUGAUCAAAUUGAAAAUGCUAGUCCUGUUCAUCACCUCUUUUGCCACUUUCCUGUUGUCCAGGCUUCGGUUUGCACCGUACAGGAACCCUCAGCCAACCAUCACUUACUGAAUAUUAGCUGGCUGAAAUCAUGUAUUAAAACAUAUUUCAACAUUAAAAAAAUCUGCAUCUGGCAACAUUUAAAUCCACUG